ACGACAGACUAGGUAAGACGGAGCCGCGUUUAGUUUCUCCUCGCGACUCCUUUAGUUCUCUGUCACGCACUGCCCGGUAUGCCUGAACCCGCCAAGUCCGCUCCUGCCCCGAAGAAGGGUUCCAAGAAGGCCGUCACCAAGGCGCAGAAGAAAGACGGCAAGAAGCGCAAGCGCAGCCGCAAGGAAAGCUACUCCAUCUACGUGUACAAGGUGCUGAAGCAGGUGCACCCCGACACGGGCAUCUCCUCCAAAGCCAUGGGCAUCAUGAACUCUUUCGUCAACGAUAUCUUCGAGCGCAUCGCCGGCGAGGCGUCCCGCCUGGCGCAUUACAACAAACGCUCCACCAUCACGUCCCGGGAGAUCCAGACGGCCGUGCGUCUGCUGCUGCCCGGGGAGCUGGCCAAGCACGCCGUGUCCGAGGGCACCAAGGCCGUCACCAAGUACACCAGCUCCAAGUAAUCUACUUGGCAGCGAACAUCCUAACUUGCAACCCCAAGGGCUCUUUUCAGAGCCACCUA
This is a messenger RNA of Sarcophilus harrisii (Tasmanian devil), 518 nucleotides long. Its product is annotated as histone H2B type 2-E. Bases 79 to 459 code for a protein of 126 amino acids. Gene Ontology annotation, cellular component: nucleosome. The transcript has a single exon. Gene Ontology annotation, molecular function: protein heterodimerization activity; DNA binding; structural constituent of chromatin. NCBI's taxonomy places the organism in Eukaryota, Metazoa, Chordata, Mammalia, Dasyuromorphia, Dasyuridae. The record is from RefSeq and is a predicted model, not a curated record.